Messenger RNA from Argiope bruennichi, 1740 nucleotides. RefSeq names its product short stature homeobox protein 2-like. NCBI's taxonomy places the organism in Eukaryota, Metazoa, Arthropoda, Arachnida, Araneae, Araneidae. Gene Ontology annotation, biological process: regulation of transcription by RNA polymerase II. The transcript is spliced from 4 exons. Gene Ontology annotation, cellular component: nucleus. The coding region runs from base 1 to 1188 and encodes 395 amino acids. Gene Ontology annotation, molecular function: sequence-specific double-stranded DNA binding; DNA-binding transcription factor activity, RNA polymerase II-specific. The record is from RefSeq and is a predicted model, not a curated record.
AUGGAACAGCUGACGGAGUUCGUGUCCAAGUCCUUCAAUCCUGACCGGCCAAUGUCCACAGCGGUCAGUGGUUUCCCCCACCUGUUGGCCAGCAAGCCAGGAGGGCCUCGUUCCUUGCACAGCGUGGUAGACAGGUUGUCCGCUCCUCACAUGUUUCCUGCAGGGCUUGCCCUGGCCCAUUCGCACAGCAUGGGGCUGAGCCUGGCAGGGGCUCCGCUGCUGCUCGCGCCACCUCCCCGGCCCACAAGCGGAGGUACAUCCUCACCAUCGAGCGUAUUAACUGAUAAAGAGGACAGGACGCGAGAUGAUAAUGACAGCAACGACAGGCAUGCCGCAUCAUCGCCUAUUGCUUCCGUAUCCACCACCACAGAACCAGAAUCUCCCCCAGAGGUGAAAACUGAAAACCACCACCACCAUCACAAUCACCACCCGGACACCGGACCGACAUCCGAUCAUACGUCGAUCACUACCAAUGGCAAUAGCAACGAUGAAUCCUCUAGACAAGACGAUGAGGACACCAAGAAGCGUGACAGCCCUUCGUCUAACCCUGGUGGUCCACCCUCUCUGGACCAUCCCGGUGGUCACAAAGUCAAGCAGAGGCGAUCCAGGACAAAUUUCACACUGGAGCAACUGAACGAAUUAGAGAGGCUCUUCGAUGAAACCCAUUAUCCGGAUGCUUUUAUGAGGGAAGAACUCUCACAAAGGUUGGGAUUGUCUGAAGCCAGGGUUCAGGUGUGGUUUCAAAAUCGAAGAGCAAAAUGUCGGAAGCAUGAAAGUCAGAUGCAAAAAAAUCUCAUGAUGGCAACCAGCACGCCUAUUGAGUCUUCUAGAAUAGCACCAUACAUCAAUGUUUCCAGUGCCAUGGCUCGAUUACCACAGGAACGCUAUCUUGUACCAGGUGCCCAUUACCUACCUUACGCCGAUCCGGCAUUCCUCGCAGCUGCACAACACUAUGCAGCUGCUGCUGCAGCGGCAGCAGUUGCCAACACGACAACGGGAAGCGGUGCUACGACAGGUCCCGCAUCUAGUGCUCCUACACCUCAUCAUAGUUUCUUGUUCUAUCCUACACCAACACAUCCCUUCAGCUUAUCAGCCUUGAUGGCAGCCGAGAGGUUGAACAAUAAGAAUUCUAGCAUUGCGGAUCUGAGGUUGAAAGCUCAGAAACAUGCAGCUGCUCUCGGAUUGUAAAGAAACUCAAAUAACCAUUUGAUAGAGUAAAGUUACCAAAGAUGUCUGUAGAUAUAACCGAGGAUUCUGAUGGUUAAGCAUAGACCUAAAAGACACCUCGAAGACUAUAUGUUUUAACUAUUCUUGAGUCUAAAUGAUGUUUUGUUAAAAACAGGACUGGCUGAUAAUGGAAAUAAUAUGGAAAAGGACCGAAUUUGAAAAGUUUCCAUCAAACACGAAUAAUGACAUUCAAAACAGGAAGUGGGACUGUCCAGACUACUAAGAAGUUCAUUUUGAAUCCCUAUGUGAAUAGAGGGCAGUUCAGAUUGUUGCCUUGAUAAUGGUCUUCUUCGGAAUCAAAUGCAUUAUAUGUAUGUGAGACAAUUUCACGGCCACUGAGAAAUAAUCAAAGGGAAAAUAAUUAGCUUCGUAGGAAGUGUGGUGUUUCUUUACAGACAGGAAUUGUAACUUGUCCCUAAUAUAAUAUAGCAGCUGCAAGCAAAACAGGUGGCUACAAACUAGCUAAUGCUCGCAUUUACAAGGGAAAAAGCUCUUGCUUUAUGAAAAGUAAGC